Molecule: messenger RNA, 447 nt
Organism: Lithohypha guttulata
Lineage: Eukaryota; Fungi; Ascomycota; Eurotiomycetes; Chaetothyriales; Trichomeriaceae
Exons: 2
Coding region: 1-447 (148 amino acids)
Source: RefSeq, a predicted model, not a curated record
AUGGCAGGUGUCAUGUUUGCUCUGUACACUGCCACUCUUUUCGCAUUUACCAUUAAUUUCAACAAACCACCAAUCGCCUCAAACACCACCACAGACGAAGAAAACCAGCCCUCAUUUACCGCAGACAUAAGUAGGAAUGACAGCCCGACAAUCCAGCCAGGAACUGCGAGACCGCCAUCCGUUACUCAGCCAUUACGAGUGAAUACUCUUCCUAAAGACUUUGAGCCUAAACCGCAGGCCCAAGAGCACUAUCUAACGCCACAGCAGGCAGCUGAAGCGGGUAUAGAGCCACCGACACCAAUACUGAAGGUCCAAGCAAUUGAGAAAGAAAAUGGGAAAGAAAAGUCGCUCGAAGGAGAGGACAAAGGCAAGACAGCGCCUCAAGAGGAGUCGGCAGUGGAUGAUGCUUCUAUCAGUCCCAUUGAAGAAAGUGAGAAGAGAAUCUAA